CAGAAGGGUCAUGCUUUUCGACGGACGUUCCGUUUGCGACUCUCGCCGCUGUAACGGCCUACGGCUCCUAGCCACAAACAGUAAUGCCGCUUCUACACCGAACUCCGCCUCCCGAACCUGCUAGGAUCUCAUCUCAUCAUCGCAUGCACAUUGGUACUCGGGCACACCUAUCAGCUUCUUGGCAGCGAUUUGCUAUAUAUCAGGCUCAGGAUCGUCCCGCGCUGACCACUUUCAUACACCCGCCCUCCCUCCGUCAUGACUGCAGUCGAGUAUACGCCGAUUGAGGACAUUGACGAGAUCCACGCCCAGCUGCAGGCGGGGUUCAAGUCCGGCAAGACCCGGUCUCUGGCGUACCGGAAGUACCUCCUCCUCCAACUCGGCUACCUCGUUCAGGAGAACCGCGCCCGCUUUGUCGACUCUAUUCACGCUGACCUGGGAAGGCCGAGAUUCGAGACCGAAUUCCUCGAGGUCAAUGGGUUCCUCCAGGACGUGAACGCCGCUAUCAAGAACUUCGAGGAAUGGGCGAAGCCCGUGGUGCCGCCCUUCGAUAUCAAGACGUUCGCCAUGAAGCCGAAGGCGCAUAAAAUCGCCAAGGGCGUCGUACUCGCUAUCACCCCUUUCAACUACCCGCUGUGGCUGGUGACUGCGCCGCUUAUCAGUGCCCUGGCGGCGGGGAACACGGUCUGCCUGAAGGUGGCUGAAAACGCGGCUGCCACGGCAGCCUUGUGGGCGGAGCUCGUGCCUAAGUACUUUGACCCGGACGUGCUUCGUGUGAUAAAUGGCGGGAUCCCGGAGACUACCAGGGUGCUUGAACUGCAAUGGGACCAUAUAUCAUAUACUGGCGGAGGCGCUGUCGGCCGUAUUGUCGCGACUGCUGCCGCAAAGCACCUGACGCCCGUCACGCUGGAGCUCGGCGGCAAGUCCCCUGUCAUCGUGCAUCCCAGCUGCGAUCUCGACUUGACGGCGAAGCGCGUGCUACUCGGCCGGUAUACGAACGCGGGACAGACCUGCGUCGCGCCUGACUAUAUUCUUGUCGUAAGGUCCAUCCAGGACAAAUUCCUUGAGGCCGUAGAAAAAGUGUACAAGUCCUUCACCGAUGGCGACGCUACGACGAAACCGGGAUCAUAUUCGAACAUGAUCACCGACCGGGCCUACAACCGCGUGAAGAAGCUGCUCGAAAGCACGCGCGGGAAGGUGGUCAUCGGCGGCGAGACGGACGAUGCGCAGAAGCAUAUCGCAUUGACGGUCGUUAACAACGUGCCGAAGGACGACUCGCUGAUGUCUGAAGAGAUCUUCGGCCCCAUCCUUCCCAUCAUACCAGUGGAGGACGUCGACGAGGCGAUCGACAUCAUCAACGAGGGGGACCGGCCAUUGGCCAUCUACGUCUUCGCCAACGACGAGAGGGUGAAGGAGAAAGUACGAACCGAGACGAUCAGCGGAAGCAUGGCCUUCAACGAGGUCGUGCUGCAGGUUGCUGACGGCUAUCACACCGGGAAGUUCGGCUUCGACACGUUCUCCCACAUGCGCUCCGAGAUCGACAACCCAAGUUUGACGAGAAGCUAA
Schizophyllum commune H4-8 is the source of this 1563-nucleotide messenger RNA. Its product is annotated as aldehyde dehydrogenase. Gene Ontology annotation, biological process: aldehyde metabolic process. Gene Ontology annotation, molecular function: aldehyde dehydrogenase (NAD+) activity. NCBI's taxonomy places the organism in Eukaryota, Fungi, Basidiomycota, Agaricomycetes, Agaricales, Schizophyllaceae. Bases 256 to 1563 code for a protein of 435 amino acids. Gene Ontology annotation, cellular component: cytoplasm. The record is from RefSeq and is a predicted model, not a curated record. The transcript has 13 exons.